Aphanomyces astaci is the source of this 1799-nucleotide messenger RNA. RefSeq lists its product as hypothetical. Lineage: Eukaryota; Oomycota; Saprolegniomycetes; Saprolegniales; Verrucalvaceae. The transcript is spliced from 9 exons. The record is from RefSeq and is a predicted model, not a curated record. Bases 46 to 1233 code for a protein of 395 amino acids.
AACUCCUGGACGCGCACUUUUGCGGACCUAUAUACCCGUGGCGUCAUGCAGAAGGAGUCGAAACUUCGCUAUGAUCCUUCCGAGCAUGCGAAGAAGCAGCAGGCCGCGAAGGAUAGAGCGAAGGAACUCCGGGAUGCUCGUUCGCGCGGCGUGGUGAACGAUACGUGCACGUUCACCCCCAAAGUGAAUCCAAGAAAAGCAGCUGAAGAUAACAACGACGAACCGCAGCAGCAUGCUGCUCCCCCAGGAUCGCCCCCCAUCCGGUCGAAGUUUCAAGCGACGGCAGCGCCACCUUCGCCACCCAUAAAGUCCAAGUUCCAAAAUCAGGAAUCUCCGCGUGUCGAGUCCCCACCUCCUGCAAGCCCCCCCAAGCGCCGAGCUCCCGUGUCCAACUUGAAGAAACCGACCCCUCCGCCCAAAAUGCAAGCAAACGAUUCCUCCGAUUCGCUGGACCGUCUCUCUGGGUCAUAUUCGCGACAAACUAAUUCCAAACCAUCCAAAGAGUCGUCCAUACAACAGCCAUACGAAACUGAAGAGCCUGAGCACGACUCGCUAUCCAACGAACUCAAGACGCGCACGGGAAAGGUCAUUGCCCGGGAGUCCAAGCCGAAAGCAUCGGCAGGAGGCGGGGCGUGCUCUCGAGACUCGAGUUGCCGAUGCCGCCAAUGCGACCCUUCGAACGUCGUCGAGGCAGCCCCGGCGCCGUUGGCGCGCCAGCGGCAAAUGAAGCCCAGUCCGUCCGCGGCGGUUGCAGACACUUCGACCGUGGACCAGAACUCGUUGUCGCUGCUCAAGUCCAAAAUGUCUCGACGCAAGAGCCGCAGCGCUCCCACCAAGCCCGCGUCCAUGUUUGUGGAUGAAGACAAACCCCGCCAAGUGGUGCAUUCCGCGCGCGAACCUCCUGCGGUUGCUCAACAGGCCAAACCAGCUGUACUAGAGAAGCGCCGCCCGCCGCCUCCCGUCGCCGCCUUUGAAAAACCGCCGGCCAACGUGUUUGACGGUGUGCCCGACGGGGUAACCAACCCUUUUUUCGAUAUCAUGCAAUAUCAGUUGGGGAAAGCGAAGUGCAAGACGAUGGUGCUAACCACGAAUGCCCCGAUUGCCACCGAAAGUUCAACGCUACAGCCAUUCUCAAGCAUCAAAAAAUCUGCAAAAAGGUGUUUCAAGGGCCAAAGAAAGUGUUCAACAUGGCGGCUGCCCGCCUCAAAGGCACAGAUGUCGAAAAAUUGCUGAACGAAAAAGGCAUUUCGAUCAAAGCCGCGACCACCGCUGUAUCGCAGGCCAAGGCGAAAGCCGACGACGCGGCGGCCAAGAAGGCCGACUGGAAGAAGAAAAGCAACGCGUUCCGAGAUGCCAUCAAAGGCAGUCGUGACUACGAAAUUGCCAAAAAGGAAGGCCGUGAAUUGCCUCCGCCCAAACCCGCCGAGAUUGACCCCAGUCUUGUGCAAUGUGCGCAUUGCUCGCGUCGGUUCAACGAAAAAGCGGCCGAGCGUCACAUUCCUCACUGCAAGGAAAAGGCUGACCGCGCGGCGCUGUCCAGCGGACCACCCAAAAAAGCUGGCGGGAAAGCCGCCCCCGCUGCCAAGUUGGCGCCCCCCAAGCCAGUGGCGAAGGCUCCGGCAAAGAAAAAGUAGUCACCACACACGAGCAUGUUGUUUUGGUGCAUACAUUACCCUCUCUUUGACAUCUUACUUCUACUCGACCCCCGAGUGGUGGGUGUCAAUUACGACAAACACUUUGUCGUUGGGGAACACCUGCGUGUCACUCGGUGGGGACGUGAGCACAUAUGGCACAACAUU